Messenger RNA from Papilio machaon (common yellow swallowtail), 693 nucleotides. RefSeq lists its product as uncharacterized. Bases 139 to 693 code for a protein of 184 amino acids. The transcript has 4 exons. The record is from RefSeq and is a predicted model, not a curated record. NCBI's taxonomy places the organism in Eukaryota, Metazoa, Arthropoda, Insecta, Lepidoptera, Papilionidae.
AAAAAAAAAAGAUAUUUCUUAUUUAAAUGUCAAACUGACAUUUCAUUAAUCACUCGUAAAGUGAGCCAAUCACAUAAGAGUGAGCUAUAGACGAAAAAAAAAGCCUUUGACCAUAAAUUAUAAAAGUUGUCACACACAAUGCGUGUAUUGUGGAAGAUCGAGAUGUGGUGCAGAAAACAAGCGGCGGCUGCCAUUCUGCCACUCUUGCUGGUCGGUUGGCUGACUGGGGAAUCUUCACAAGCACUCACGACCUUCGGAAAGAGUAACACCCAGCCACCAAAGGAAGUAGCUCCUACUGCUCCGCCAGCUCGUCCGUGCUCCAGACAAGCGGAGUGUGCGGGUAUAAGCAGCUCAUCCUGCGUCAGGACACACUAUGACUCGGUGACAAGAUGCCUCUGCGGUGAUAAUUCUCCACCAUUGAACGGACAAUGCGAGGCUCAAUCAAAACUUCUUUACCACGUUUGUGCUAACAGCGAUGAAUGUAACGAUGGAUUGGUGUGCGGUGCGCCGAACAUCACUGGCAACGCACAACCACAUCUUCGAGUCCUGACUCCGCAAGACAAGAUCUGUCUAUGUGAUACCGAGAGUGGAUACAGGGAACGCGAAUAUACUUGUAGUGAUGCUGAAAUUCUGAAGACGUCCAUCUUUGCUAUCAUAUUCGUCACUAGCUUAAGGAAAAUUUUAUUUUAUUGA